Molecule: messenger RNA, 4242 nt
Organism: Aureobasidium musti
Lineage: Eukaryota; Fungi; Ascomycota; Dothideomycetes; Dothideales; Saccotheciaceae
Source: the annotation of a GenBank genome assembly
AUGAACGGCCACCAUUGGCGCUUUACUUCGACCUUCGCGACUCAAGAUCCAAAGGACCGUCGUGAAGCCAAAUAUAAUGCAGAGAACACCGCUGAGCUCAACUCCGGCGCAGCGCUUGCCAUCGUGGACAAGCAACCUUCGAUGACUGUUAUCGACAAAUUGAGAGAUUGGGAGAAAGACGCCGUCUACGAAAUAUGUGAACCUCACCCAUCUGGACGCAGCUUCUCAGUUUCUGGAAUCAUGUGGUCUUCGCCCGAUAGACAUAUAGUCGGAAAGCCCUCCAUGGAAGAACAGUUGGCCGCAAUCAAUUUUGGUAAACUGAUCGGCUCGUUGGAAGGCGGAAAGAUUGUAAAGAUUCCUCAAGCUGAGGACUCUACGGGUGCUAUCCCAGUCAUGGACACUGAGGUUCGCGGAGAGAUGUUCUACUACAUCCCUGCCCAACUCGAGCGGCUUGCGAUGAGUAGCAUUCAUUUCGAGACCACGCCUUCAUUCAUCAUCCUGAAGAAGGGCGAGAUGCCUAGCUUUGUUUUCUGGAAGCGCCUAGCAGGAGUUCUUCCAUCUUACUCUGAGUCGGACUUGAUGGAGCAUAGCAGAGCCAUAAGAUCCGGUGCACCUACACCAGAGGCUCGCCCUGCUCCUGUUGCUGCUCCUGCAUCAGAGACACUACCUGCUCCGCUUGCUGUUAACACCACAAAGGCUGCCGAAGAAGUGGAGAAGCCGGCUCAACCAAUGUGGGAGAUCUUUGACCCUCGUCUCGAAGAAGAUCCCAUUGAGUUCUUGGAUUUCUACAACACUUGCCUGAAUGGACGCAAAGGAAUCAGAAACAAGUUGAUGCUUCGCGAAGCCGACAUUGAUCGUGUCAACUACAUCAGCCCUUGUCUCGCCCAUAACCACAAAGAGAUUGUUGAGGAGUCUGGAGCUGACUCGGCCGAAGCUGAGGAAACUGUUAUGGAAGUCGACCCUGUACCCACCGUCCCUCAAUCCAAGCCCGCCGGAUCCUCUACUCCCAAGUCUAUCAGUCCUGUUGCACCCAAGCGAUGGGUACAGCCUGGUCCUAUCCCCGAUGACGACCCUUCGUGGCUACGUUUCCUUGCCAGACAAGACAAAGAGAGACAAAUCAGAGGCGCACGCAUCCGACCAAAGCCAGUUUUCACCCCCGAGUUCUGCAACGUACCUGGCACAACGUCCGAUCCGAAGAAGGCAGUCCUCAGACGCGAGUUGUAUGACAAGUAUUACCAUCGUGCAGUCACAGCUAACCGCGAGCUCGAAAGCCGCUCCAAGUGUUGUCUUGCUUGCGGACUUCAGUGGACCAAGUGUACCACAACAAGACAUGCUCACUACAAGCAACAUCGUGAUGAGCUCAAGCUUUAUCGCCAACACUGCCAGAACGAAAAUAUUCUUGUCGAAGACCCGCUGCGUGUGGAAAGUCUGGAUCCAGCAAAGGCUCCCAUGAUCAACAAUGUGCCUGCACUCAACUGGUUCAGAGACUUGGAACAGAUCAUUCUGAACAUGGAGAACGAGUUGCUCGAGCGUGAGCAAACUUGCCGUAUCUGCGAUGCUCAUGUCGACUUUGCCGAUGAAAGCAUGUCUGAUCACUACCAGAAGCAUGCCGCUGAGCGUAAGCAGUUGCGAGCUAUCGGAGACAUCGUAAACUCCAUGCCAACAACCCCCACCGUCAUUGUCACACCGACUGGAGCAUCUAUCAUCGAUGGAUCGGCAAAGAGCUCGCCUGCAGGUACCUACACUCGACCCUCCACCACUCCAGAAUACCUCAAACGCAUCUAUAGGCAGAUGAAUGAGGCUCAAGCCAAGAAGGCAGUUAAGGAUACCAACAUGAUGGCCGAUGUCAUGGAAGAAGUCGUUGAGCAAAUUAGAGAGACUGGUAACAUUCAAUCUGGCCCUCACUUGUCGCCUCCAAUCUCGCUCUCUUCGGGAUCCAAGUCAAGCGAGCCUGUUGUGACAGCAUCGAACGACGUGAUGGAUACUACUGAGGAUGGCCCGAUCCACUCGGAUGUCAUUGGCAACACUACAGCUCAACGCCUCUUUCCUCCUUUCAUGACGCCUGCGUCCCAGUCACCUAAAGCUGCCAAGGACAACCUGGAUUUCCUUUCAGGGUAUUCUGGAAACAAAGAAGAGAGUCUUGACUUCCUCUCCAAGUACGAUGCCCACACUGUCCCUCCCUUCGAUAAGGUCGAGCUACCUGCCCAUUGUUCCCCAAGACAGAAUCGCAAUGUCGAGUCCGAAGUCAUUGUAAUCGAAGAUGACGAUACUGAUCUGUACGCUUCCCCUGCCCCUGGUCCUGUCGAUACUGCCGAAGAACUUCCAGCUGACAACGAUCAAGCAGAGAUCGUUCAAGCCAUUCGCAGCAACUCAGGCGAGCUUCUCGCCUUGAACGACACCGCAAUCAACAACAGCGAAGACGACGAGGAGGUGCUUGACGCUGAAGUGAUCGAAAGCGAAGAGGCGAAGGAGGUGCCUGAGGAAUUCGAAACCGAAGACGCUGAGGUGCCUGAAGAAUCCGAGGUUGAUGGCGAUGAGACCGAGACCGAGGCCGAGGAAGUGCCUCCGGAGUUUGGACGCCGCGAAGUUUACGAACCUGACGCUUCUGAUGCCAGCAGCAGUAGCAAGGCCUGGUGUCCACCUCACGAUGGCUUGUUUGAUAACUUAGAGCCAAGUCCUGAGCUCUCGCAGAAUAGCAGCCUCCACAACGCUGAAGAUGAGUACGAUGCUGCGAAACUCCUUGCUCAUGCUAUUGGUCAGAAAGUUCUUCGCAAAAUGAAGAUGAAACUCGACCUCGAAAAAGCGUUCGCUGCUAUUGAUGCGACAGAAGAGUUGAUCUUCAAUGUCGAAAACACAUCUCGCAAUGGUCUUGUUACACUCGAGCAGGAGAUAUAUGGCUACCUUAUAGACCGCCUCUUUAACCUCCACAAGACCGUCGAGCGUAGACGUCCUCAUACCGCGUCUGUCAAUCCCCAGCGGUUCAGCUUCAAGAAUGUCUACCUUACCCCCGAUGAUCUUCUGAAUGGUGUUCAUCUCAAGUGGUAUGAUAUUUGGAGAAUAGUCAUCAAAGCUAAGGAGGCAUUCCUCGAAUGGGUUGCUCAGAAUAGCGAAGAUUCUGUACCGGCAAUCAAAGAACAGAUCGUCGAACUUCUGAGGGGCGUUUUGAUGAACGCAUCGCGCCACGGUUACCAAGACGAGCCCUUCCCUAUCGAUGGUAAGGUGCCUGUUAGACACGAUCGCCUGGACCUCAGAUAUGGGGACCUUCGCAUCAACCAUUUGCUGACGGCAGCACACCGUUGGGGAUGUGGAUUCAACAAUUUGAUGGUUCUCUCCGACCAAGCUUGGAAGAUGGCCAUAGACAUGGUCAAGGCUGAACGUGCAUUACCCAGCGCACAGGGACCUGACACCGCCAGACUUAGGAUCCUAAAUCAGGUCCAGAGGUAUGUUCGCACCGAGAUCAAGAAGGAGAAGCGAUGGAGGCGCAUGACAGGUCAGCGACUUGGGCCGCAGGCACCUGAAGGAGAGCAGUCGGCAAACCAAGCCUCCCCUAACGUCUCAUCCGCCAAAUGGUCCACCGAGGCUGUAGCCAGUACUACUCCUCGCACCCCCUUCAACUCCCCCCUGGACUCCGGUAGCGCCAACAUCGACCAGCAAGGAAAGCAGCGGCAUGACGACUCCUUCCAACCUGGUCCUCCCACUCCUUUCAACCCAGACGAGGAGUCGCCAAGGAUGCCCAAGGUGCCCCGUAAGAAUCUCGACCCAUCGUACCGUCCUGGCUCCGCUCUGCUAGACCCCACUACCCCUCCAGUAACUCCUGGACAUCCCAAGCGCAAGCCCAACCGCGAGACUGAUGGCCGCUUUGCAAAGAAGGUCGAGAAGAAGUUCAAGGGAAAGCAACAAAAGAAGACUGAGAAGAAGAAAGGCAAGAAAGUCACUUUCGACACUGCCUUGAGUUCGAAGUCUUCUUCAUCUUUGAAGUCUUCUACUGCUGCCUCGCCGCCCUCAAAGUUACCAUCUCCCCAGGUAGUGAUCACGAAGAAGCCUGCUAUUAAGAAGUCUUCUACCCCAACGCCUACCAAGAAGACCUCUAAGGCUGCUGCUCCCAAGUCUUCAAAGAGUGGUGUCAAGAAGACAGUAGCAAAGUCCAAGAAGGCUCAACCAGUCGCUGCUGCUACAAGACCAAAGCGUCGAGCCGCCAUUGAGGCCGAGAAGAGUUUCGGCAAGACCAAGAUCAUUGGUUGA